Messenger RNA from Ostrea edulis (European flat oyster), 1708 nucleotides. RefSeq lists its product as uncharacterized. Bases 30 to 782 code for a protein of 250 amino acids. The transcript is spliced from 4 exons. The record is from RefSeq and is a predicted model, not a curated record. NCBI's taxonomy places the organism in Eukaryota, Metazoa, Mollusca, Bivalvia, Ostreida, Ostreidae.
UUGGUUCGUGUUCCUCAUACUCAUUUCAAAUGAAGAGAUACUUUUCAAUGUUUGCCUCUUUCAUUGUGCGCAUAUCAGCAAUGACCAGUGAUCGCAGUCAACAUGGGUCUAUCUGUUAUGCAGGAUACGCCUGGAGCGAAGAUAAAGCCAUUUGUGAGAAAUGUCCAAUUGGUUUCCAAAACAUAAAUUGUGCUGAAAAAUGCAAGUAUCCAAGCUUUGGGGAAGAAUGCCAAGAAGAAUGCACAUGUAGCAAACAUUUAUGUGAUUUCAAACUUGGAUGUCGUGAGCAGAGAACGACAGGACAUUCGCAAUAUACGUCUGCAUCCAGCUUUAGUUCUGGUGACAAAGGCGCUUCCACACUUUCCACCACUACAAUACGAUUAUUGACCACCGAAUCACCGAGGAGAGCUGAUUUAAUUCUGUACGGUAUAUUUAUUCUAGUUGGAAUUCUUGUUGUCUUUCUGGGUAUAUUUGUCGCUGCCUAUCUCUACAAGCUAUGUAGUCGAAAAAGAUCUGUGUCUGUUGGAUAUGUAACAGCCUCUCCCACUGUUGUUGAAAGCUACAAAGGACUUGGAAGUCAAUCCAGAGAGGAGGAUAUUGUUAUGUCUGAAAGGGAAAAUUUGUCAACUGGUCCUCUUUAUUUAGAUCCAAUUCCUAGACAACAGACGCGGUAUAGCUUUGGUGGAGACCAAUCGUCUUCAGAUGUGGACAAUGUAUAUUUAGAAGUGAUCGAAAAUGAUUAUGAGAACGAAACAUUUACCGAUGACACUUUUUCAGCCUGACCGUGUGGAGAUCAUUGAUUAAAUUCCAAAAAUCAGGAGAACUAUCCACAUUCUACAUAUUAUUUGAAAAGAGAAAAAUUAACUACGGAUCUUUAAACACAUCAAAACCGCAUUUGCUUUUAAAGAAACCCUGUGCGUUUUAGAAUGAUUGAUUGAUUGAUUGUAUAUUGUUUAACGUUCCACUCAUAUGUAGAUGUCACCAAUGCCAAUGAUGAGCUGUAAAAUUUAGGCCUAGGCUCGGCGCUUAUGGCCUUUGAACAGAGAGGGAUCUUUAUCGUCCCACACCUUCUGUGACACGUGUCUCGAUUUUUGUGGUCUCAUCCGAAGGACCGCCCCAUGUAGUCGCCUCUGAUGACAAGCAAGGGGUACUGAGGACCUAUUCUAACCUGGAUCUCCACGGAAGGCGUGUAUAUUAGCACAAAUCUGGGUUUUCUUUCAUCUCAGAGUGUACGCUUGUUCUAAUUUUACACAAAGCGUAAGUUCGAGACUUACGUAAGUAAUUUUGAACCAUAUUCUGAUUUAUCAAAAGGCUUAACUGGACACCUAAGUUAAGAAAAAUAUUUAAACCUGAUCUUGGGUAGACGGAACUAGGUUAGUAAACACAAAACAUUUAGGAUUUUCUUAUUUCCAUUACAAUUUAGGAUAUUCAAAACGCUUUUUAAAGUAUAUAUAGACGAAAACUUCAUUCAGUCAGCUUAUCGACUUCCUUUGAAAAUGGAGCAAUUAUUCCUAUUUUACCUUUUCUACUCUAUUUGGUUUUUUACUUCGUUAACAGACUACAAACUAAUGAUUCUUGUACCUUUGACUUGAGACCGUAAGCAUAAUUAUUUUUACAAAUACCAUGUAUAUUUAUAUGUACAUGUAUGUAAAUUAUGUUAAUAAAUAAUUUGAAUAAUCACUUGAUUAUCAUUAAAUAGUUUUGUUUU